Molecule: messenger RNA, 1029 nt
Organism: Boeremia exigua
Lineage: Eukaryota; Fungi; Ascomycota; Dothideomycetes; Pleosporales; Didymellaceae
Exons: 1
Coding region: 132-902 (256 amino acids)
Source: RefSeq, a predicted model, not a curated record
UGGUCGCGCGCGAAUCAAGCGUAACACUAACAUGAUGGCUUAACUCUAAUUCGGCUAUUCUUCGUGUCUUCCUUCACCGACUUACGCCAAAACCAGACAUUGGCAAGCAUGCCAACGUCUACUAGAUCGUAAUGUCAACGUCGGCAUUGCCUACAUCUCGCUACUUUGUAACACAGCUGCUCAACUCACUACCGUCAUUUCAGCGGGAUAAUGCGGAACAAACCCCGCUUAGCGAUGUGCCAGAGCCGGUGAAGAAGCAGCUGCUCUCGCUGCAGGUCUUGUUUCCCAACGAGUUCCUGCCAGCACUAGAUCUCCUUGACCGGAAGCUUGUCACUCGCUUCAGGAUCGACAUUCAAGCGUCGAGCCCUGCCAUGCCAGUAGCUCAAGACGUGCAGAUGCAAGAUCUCCGCGAACCAUUACGUGAGGCGACCGGACCUGUUACACCUGGACGUCCCGCAGCAUCUGAGACUCCUUCCAAUGACAUCGACACAGUCCACUACGUCCGCUCCGCCCAACAACGCUCCUCCCGCUUCAGCACAUCUUACGACAGCACUGCGUCCUACGAAGUCCGCCUGCGCGCGUGGAAUUGCACAUGUCCUGCUUUCGCCUUUGCUGCGUUUCCGCCAAUGCAUCCGGAGCCUGCUGUGCCUACAUACACACCUCCGUCCCCCACUGGAGACGAUGCUCUGCAAGAUGAGGAUAGUGGAGCGGAGAAGGUGGAUGAUCUGGAGUGGAUGUUCGGUGGUGUGAGUCUAAGUGACGGUAUGCCGCCGGUAUGUAAGCACUUACUUGCCUGUGUGCUGGCGGAGAGGUGCAGUGGUGUUCUUGGAGAUUGUGUGGAGGAGAGGAGGGUUAGUAUGGAGACGGCGGCUGGGUGGGCCGCGGGAUGGGGAGACUCAUGAUUAUUCACAGGACGUGUAUGUUUAGAGCUCUUCAGGUUCGGGACAGAUUGCUGCAUGAGAUGCUAUACCCUGCCGUAGCAGCACGGCUUGUAAGUUCAAUUGACAGGACACUCCAUACAUCAUAAGC